UGCCCCAUGCCCUUCCCAGCCUAUCCCAGCCUCUCCUCUCUCCAUGACGCUACCUCCAUUCUCCAGGCAAUGCAGGGAUCAAACGAGCGGCUGUGGAGGCAGUUGCCUGCCCACCUCUCCUCUGUCAGACCCUCGAUCCUCAGACGCUGACAGGCAUGACCUUGCCACUUCUGCCCGGCAACAGCUUUAAACGCAAUGUGGGUAAGGAGAAGUUCCAUGAAUCUCAACAUCGGGGCUUUUGCAACAAUGUUAGGAUGCUGGUGAGUGAUGAGAAACCUGGAAUAGGUGGAGAACUGCUACUUGGCGAGAAGAUAAAGCCAAAGUACAGUACAUUUCCUAAAGGGGAUGGAGGUGAUGCACCCUCUUGGGUAGCUUUUGAUAAACAGGUGUUAUCUUUUGAUGCCUACUUGGAAGAUGAAGUGCCUGAUAAAAGGCAAGAAAGCUUUAGAAUAAGAUACUAUGAAAUCUAUUUCUACCUUGAAGAUGACACCAUUCAAGUCAAUGAACCAGAAGUGAUCAAUAGCGGACUGCCUCAAGGAACUUCUAUCAGAUGUCAUUGGAUUUCUCUGCCACCUCCUAAUGAUGACCAGUUUUAUACUGUGUCCCAUUUCAAUAUCAACAUAGAUGUUGUCCUCUAUGGCCGGAAAUUCAGGAUUUAUGAUUGUGAUACAUUUACAAAAAACUUUUUGAAUGGCCCACCUGGAGUCUAUCAACCAGGCCAGAUAACAGAUCGAGCUGUUCUCAAUAUAUAUGGUGGCUUAUCAGGGUGGCGAGCAAAUGGCUAUCUGUUGGAUAAAUACCGGCUAGGAAAAGUGAACGAGUUUUACACUGACCGUGACCUGUCCGCAGGAGCCACCCUCAAUGUGUGGGGAAGGAAAGUCCUCCUCUGUGACUGUGAUGAAUUUACCAAGAAUUAUUAUAAGACAAAAUAUAGAAUUGGUAACUUUACCGCCAUCUCAUGCAAGCCUCCUCCUCUUAAAAAAAUAGAAAGGAAAUUUCCACCUUACACUGGCUUUGGGUCUGAAGAGGAUUCUCUCUGUUCCUGCAUAGGCCUCAAGCCCACACCUCAUCGGAAGAACUUCAGGAAAUUCAUGGACUACGUCAGCCAUAGCAAUGUAAGCAAUAUACUCCGGUAUUUUGGAAAACUUAUCACAGAUAAAUGUGCUGAUGUGGACAGGUUGUUUGUUAUUGUAUUUUAUCUCAGCGAUAACACAAUUUCGGUGUUUGAACCUAUGGAGAGGAAUUCAGAUCUGUAG
Molecule: messenger RNA, 1256 nt
Organism: Nannospalax galili (Upper Galilee mountains blind mole rat)
Lineage: Eukaryota; Metazoa; Chordata; Mammalia; Rodentia; Spalacidae
Product: EF-hand domain-containing family member C2-like
Biological process (GO): regulation of neuron projection development
Cellular component (GO): microtubule
Source: RefSeq, a predicted model, not a curated record